UUUUCUUGCUGCGAAGCCCGGCCGUCACCUUUCAUCUAUGGGACUCGCGGGGUCACGGAAGUGGACCAUGCGAAUAUUUGAGGAUCACACAAUACAGGAGGAGAAAACAGCCCCCUCAGCGAUCGCUGUCAGCUUGAAGAAAAGCCUGCAAUAUCUCUCGUGCUGACACAGACGCUUUCCUCCUGGGCGCCGCCUCUUUACUAUCAUCCACCCACCGCUAUCUCCGUAUAUCCCCCGCCUUACGAAAAAAAGCCCAAGCAUGCAUACACAUCUCCGCGUACAAGCACACGCAUGCCCAGGGCGGCCCCGAUCGAACAUUGAUCAACGAUUGGUUUGACCGAAUCUGCAAUCAAACCGGACCGCUUUGGAGGGGCAACGCACCUUGCACUGGGGGACAAGCAACGCACAGAGCUACAAGCCCAAGGGAUCGACUCCCGCAGCCCAGAGAUGCGUGACACACCGCCUACUUGGCUACGGAGGUGGGGCUGGAUGCUGCGGCACAUGUGCGAGGCCCCUGUCAGAAAACGACCCGAGGAAGAGGAGGAGGAGGAGGAGAACAGAGGAGGGGCAGGAACUAGGCAGGAGGCGAAGCAGCGGCAGGGUGCGGCGGGUGAGCGGCGGGAGGAGGAAGGAGAAACGGAGCGGAGGAGGGCGAGGGAGCACAGGGACGAGGACCCCGACGAGGAGGACCUGGCAGCGCCCGCGCCGCUCGCCCCGCGGGCUCCCCGGGCCGGGACCCCGGGGGCCCGUGGAGCUCGCGCCGAGGGCGACGACCACGGCUGCAGCCACGCGCCUGCGGCCGAGCGGCUGCAGAGCCCCGAGGCCGGCCGCGGGACGGCUUCGGCAGAGGGCCUGGCCAUGGCCAUCGCUGGGACGUCCACUCCCUGAGCUUUUUGUCGUCUUCGUGCGCGGUUGUUCCGCCAAGCGAUCCAUGACGAACCAACAACAUACACCCAUACCCAUAGGGGGAUCGGAGAGGGCUAUGGGUGCGUGUUGUCGGAUGGGGG
Molecule: messenger RNA, 1007 nt
Organism: Prorocentrum cordatum
Lineage: Eukaryota; Dinophyceae; Prorocentrales; Prorocentraceae
Source: the annotation of a GenBank genome assembly